This is a messenger RNA of Trachemys scripta elegans, 2303 nucleotides long. Its product is annotated as TNFAIP3-interacting protein 3-like. The transcript has 7 exons. NCBI's taxonomy places the organism in Eukaryota, Metazoa, Chordata, Testudines, Emydidae. Bases 294 to 1493 code for a protein of 399 amino acids. Gene Ontology annotation, biological process: cellular response to lipopolysaccharide; regulation of transcription by RNA polymerase II. The record is from RefSeq and is a predicted model, not a curated record.
CAGGCUCCCUGCCAUUGAGAAAUUCACCGGCGCUGCGGGCGUGAAUAACUUUCUCUGCUCACCCAACAGCUGACGAUGACUCCUCUUCCUCGGUGAAACUCCCACAGCGCCGCCGAGCGAGUAGCGACGCUUCCUGGUUGCGAUCCGCAGCGGGACACAUGCGCGACACCACCGACACGGAGAGACCGGGGCGCUAGGGGCGUGACAUUAGGGGCGUGCCCCGCGGCGGCUCUUUGCCUGGCACUCGGCUUCGCCCCUCCAGCGUGCCGGACAGCCCAGCCCCAGCCCCGAGCAUGGAGACGGGCCCCCUCCUCGCCCUGCCGCACGACAAAGCAGAGCUCCUGUCGGAGCUGCAGAGAGGGGCCCCGCCGCUGGAUUUCUGCCUAGAGCAGGGCCCCCGGCUGGCUAGACCCCAAGACGCUCUGGCUCUCAACGGGGAGGGCACCCAGCGAGUGCUCAGUGAGCCUGUCAUCUCCAAUCGGCAUGACUCGGAGGAGAUCGUCACCUACAUCUCGGAGAGCAUGACGGUGACAUCGGCUGAUGAGGAGAAGCUGCUGCUUCUCAACAAGAACACGGAGCUGCGGCGCAUCAACAAGGAGCUCAUGAAGCUAAAUCAGGAGUGGGACCAAAUUUACCAUACCACUACCCUGGGGCUGCAGCAGAAGAUGGGGGCCCUGCAGCAGGAGGUGGUUAUCCUCAAGCAGCAGACGGAGAGGCUCUCCAUGAAGCUUGAGCACGAACAGAACAAGAGGGAGUACUAUGAACAAACCCUCAUCCAGGAGCUCAAGAAGAACCAGCAUUUACAGGAGUACGUGAGGCAGCUAGAAGGCAGACAGCACCAUGACAGGGAGAAGCGGACCUCGGCUGGCUCCGAAGUACUGGCAUCUGUGCCCUGGGAGGAAUUUGUAGAUGCCCAGUUCCCACUUCCCAGAAAGAGCCUGAAGGAGAAUUCACCCAAAAAGCACGAAGAAGCCAGUCAGAAAGUGCAGGGGAGUGAGACCUACAAACCCAGGAAGUGCAAGCACUUGACCCAGGUGAAUAAUAGCUCGGAUCCUGUGAAAGAGGUGACUGACCUGAAGGACCAGCUGGAGGCCUUGAAAUGCCAGACAGAAAUUUAUGAGGCGGAUUACAGGACGGAACACAAAGACCGGGAGCGAAUCAAAGCAGAGAAUGAGAAGCUACGGAAGAAGGAGGAGGAGAUGAGGCAGCAGAUGGCACUUCUGCAAGAGCAGCUUAAGAUAUUUGAGGAUGACUUCAGGAAGGAGCGGUCGGACAAGCAACUGCUUCAGCGCCUCCUGAAGAGCAAGGCCAGCCCCAAGGAGCCCAUCCUUGUUCAUCGCUGCAACAGCCAAGAGAGGCCAGUGGUAUCUGCCUUGCCUGCGCACUCCACUUCCUCCACAUCCAAGCGGGGCAACUGCAGCAAGCACUGUGAGAAGCACAGCCACAAGCAGGGGGAGUGUGCCAAGCACCACUUGCGGGAUGCUGAGGCAUAGGCAUCCCCAUUCAGCAGAGACUACUAGCAAGGAGAGACAUAUACAUCUUCCAGGCAGCACUUCUUAAGCUAACAUACAUGGUCUCUCCAGCAGUCACCUGCUGCUGGGUGCAUGUCUCCAGCCACAGGAACCAGCACUGCUCUCCUGCAGAGGCCAUCAGGAGCUGCUUUCAACACCAUAGAUGCUUUCAGCAGCCACACCUUCCAUUGGUUAUAGCUCAGACAAUCAGGGCUUGAGGUUUCAGCGGCCCCAUAGAGCAGAAGCCCAAGUUAAUUUACUUGCUUCCUCCCUAUUUUUCUCCAAGCUACUGAAAUAAGAAUGGAAGGUUUGUGCCUGGAUUGGAGCUCAUCUCUUAGAGCCAUCCAAGCAGCUUCACCUUGCUCCCGGGCAUCACCUGCUUAAAUCUACCUUGCAAGUAAUUCUGGGGCAGGGAAAGCUUGACAAGAAGCAUGUACAUUGCCCCCCACAUCAAGAAGAGUGUUGAGAAUAAAAGACCCUUGGACACAGGGGAUGGAAGUGGGGGUAAUGCUAGAGUCUGGAAAGGGUUCACCCCACCCCGCCUUGAGUCCUUAGCUGUAAGUCAUCCUAUAUUCUAGCAAUGCCUCCCAGUGCAGCUGCUGCUCCAGCAAAGGGUUUCUCAGUGAUUCAAUUUCUCAAGGGAUUUCAGCAGCUCCCCACUCCAGCCUCAAACUCAGCCAGCAAGGACUGGGGCCAACUGUUACCUUUAUUUAUUUUAACCAAUCUCCUGGAUCCCAUAGAGUUGGUACUUUAUAUAAGUGAUUAAAAAUAAAUAAAAUAAAUACAAAUGUC